AUGGAAUCAACAACCGUAAACUCCAGCUCGUCAAAAACAAUAACAGAAGCUAUCUAUUUAUUCAUAUUGCUCUCGUUAGGCUGUAUCAUUUUGGUGGUCCUGAUUUUGGGUCUAUGGGACUGUGCCUGUGGCUCGAACCCUGAAAAUAUUCAAAUUGUUGAGCAAAAGGAUGCCGCCGAUCAUAUGGAUGUCGAAAUGAGAGAGAAAUAUAGAUCAAAGAUCCUGUGGGGCCUACUUUCCUUCAACUGUAUUCCGCACUUACGCAAAAUGAAGGAAAAACAAGAGGAAGAGCGACACAGGCUCCCUCAGACAAACUUAGGAGGGGCGUCCAGGACAAAUGCCCAAAACUCUACCCUUGGAAUACGAAAAGCAACCAGACCCUCCAGUGGAAGAAGUAAUACAUCUAAGACUCUUCGAUUCGAAGAACCCCUUCCGAGUUCUCACAAUGAUUUCCCCAAACUAAGUUGUGAGAAUCCUCGGGAAAACGCUUUAGGCCAAAGCUGCCCUGAUGGUCCCAGGAAUGACGGCGAGUUCGAAAAUUAUCAUCAGUUUGUGCCAUUCAUUGAGGAGAAUAUCAAUGUUGUGCCUAAGCCGUCUAUGCGAAAGGGUGUCGAGCCCGAUGAAGAAAUAGUGCGCUAUUCCUAUCGUGAAUUGGCCGAUUUGGAAGAGAAAUUUGAUCUACCGGCAAUCAACGUUGGCGAGAAAGUGCGCACAUCUCAGCUUCUCACAAGCAAAGCGUCAUUGCCAAUUCCCACGAGUGUGAGCGACGAUUACUUGAAUUCUAUCAAGGAGUUGAUUCUCGAAAGUGAGGUUACACACAGAAGAAUCGGGCUAUUUCAGCUUGUUGCUGUCGGCGCGUUUCUGGUCCCAUUCACAAACCCAAUUCAUUUCAAUAAGGUAUUUUGUUUCUUAAUGAUGCAUGCCAUAGACAUGCUCAAGAUCUACAAUGACACGGCUUCCACUCCAAUACUACAGGUUUACCUCGUCGAUCUCGGCUGUUGUUUUCUCUGGGAGCAUUGGGAUAGCAAAAUCAAAGGAACUAAUAAAGCUUAUGGCUGUUUUCUACUUCACAAUCAAAAUAAGAAGGCUUCUCGUAUGAACGAAUUGACGAACGGCUUGGCCGCUGGACAUUCUGUCUCCUCAGAAUAUCAAGAUUGUGACGCUGAUUUUGAAAGAACAGAAGCGGAGACGAAAGCAGAAGAUCUGAACGGUCUACCUUCUGGUAGAUAUAGACAGCUAUCUGCCUUCAGCGAGGUAUUCUCAGAAGAAGACCAAUUGUCUGUCAUUCGGAGAGAACCAGACCUGCCCAAUGCCCGGUUCAAUCCUCCCAUAGAGGUGGGCCAAAUAAUCGUAACAUUCCGGCUCAUGUGCAACAUGUUCCUCGGAACCCCAGCUCUUGCCAAAGAGGUACGCUCCUAUUGUAUCUUCAAGAUCAGUAACGUGUUUCGAGCCUGUGCCGCCAGAGCACCAUGUGAUCAGCAUCCACUACUACUUCCCUUAGUUGAACUGUCAAUUAACAACACCCGCCGAGAUGACAUCAAAUCCUUCUUCUACGACAUUUUUACUGAAAUUGUGCUGCAUCAUUUAGGCUGUUGCAUUAAACCUGCAUACAUUUUUGCACCCAAUUCUAUAAUACAGAGUUUGGUAGUCCAUGGUCUUGUGGCACUGCAACCGCUACACGUGCGGAACCAAGCAGGUAAGUUGAAGACGAUUAUUGCCCGUCAAUACCGAGACGCACGUCUUUGGGGAACUCCAAUCUCGGAACUAGACGAUGGCCGUGGUUUCGCUGCACCUGGAGGGUGGUACUCACCUGCAUGA
This is a messenger RNA of Australozyma saopauloensis, 1818 nucleotides long. RefSeq lists its product as uncharacterized. Lineage: Eukaryota; Fungi; Ascomycota; Pichiomycetes; Serinales; Metschnikowiaceae. The coding region runs from base 1 to 1818 and encodes 605 amino acids. The transcript has a single exon. The record is from RefSeq and is a predicted model, not a curated record.